Cornus florida is the source of this 2886-nucleotide messenger RNA. Its product is annotated as RNA-binding KH domain-containing protein RCF3-like. Lineage: Eukaryota; Viridiplantae; Streptophyta; Magnoliopsida; Cornales; Cornaceae. Gene Ontology annotation, biological process: regulation of gene expression. Bases 491 to 2623 code for a protein of 710 amino acids. Gene Ontology annotation, cellular component: nucleus; cytoplasm. Gene Ontology annotation, molecular function: mRNA binding. The transcript is spliced from 9 exons. The record is from RefSeq and is a predicted model, not a curated record.
CCUACCAAUAACCUCGUCUCUUUUAAAAAGAAUUAACAUCCCUCGCACCACCCCAAAAAAAUAAAAAAUGUUACUGUUAAGAGAAAAAAAAAAAAUCCAUGUAGGCCCAAGAACAGGUAAUGGACCAGCCCAUUGCCGUUGAAUGAAGAAGAGUGUAGAGAACAGAGCGAUAACGAUCCCCUAUUCCGCCAUUUUCCGCCCUCUCAGAUCACAGUUCCGGCUAGAGGCAAUCAGAGUGUGUUUAAAAACUCUCACUCUCUCUAAAUCUCGCUCACUUGCCGUGAACCCUAGAACGCGGGUCAGAAGCCAAGACUUCAAUUAUCUAUCUUGCAAGAGAUUCACUGGGUCAUUCGGAUCGCAAUGGGAAGGUUAAGGGGAAUAUUGUAUAAUCUCAGUGGCCUUUGGGAGUUGUGGAACCUUCAACCUGCCAUUUGAGGAGGUUAUGACCCUGCUCAAGUAGUUUAUGCUUUUCUGAUAGUUUUUGUGGAGUAUGGAAGGGAACAGGCGUUCCUUUUCUGGAAAACGCCCUAACUCCCAUUUCAAGACAAAGGAAGGCAACAAAAGAGGAAAAUGGCAUAACUCUGGUCAUGAACAAUUUUUUGGAAAUUCUAAUGCUUCAGACACUGUCUAUCGGAUCCUAUGUCAUUCUGGAAAGAUUGGUAGUGUUAUUGGGAAAGGUGGUGGGAUAGUCAAAGCCCUUAGAGAAGAGACUCAGGCAAAAAUAAUUGUUGCUGAUUCUGUCCCUGGCUCAGAAGAGAGAGUCAUAAUCAUCUAUAGUCCUCAGACAAAACUCCCUAGGAACCACAGUGAUGAGGAUGCAGUCCCGGAGAAAGAAGAUGAUUGCAUGGAGCCACAUUGUGCAGCCCAAGAUGCUCUCUUGAAAGUUCACGACAGGAUUAUUGAGGAAGACCUUGUCGGUGGAAUGGAAGAUGAAGAUGACAAUGAAAACGUUGUCACUACACGCCUUCUUGUUCCACACAAUAUGGUAGGAUGUCUUCUAGGGAAAAGAGGAGAUGUCGUUCAGAGAUUGAGAAGUGAAACUGGUGCAAGCAUUCGUGUUCUUCCUGAAGAACAUCUUCCUACAUGCGCUAUGAACACUGAUGAAUUAGUUCAGAUAUCAGGGAAACCAGCGAUGGCAAAGAGGGCUCUCUAUGAAGUGUCCACUCUGUUGCAUCAGAAUCCACGCAAGGACAAUCCUCCUUUGAGUUUUCCCAUGCCCUAUGGGGGCCCAGGUUUUCAUCCUCCUGGACCUCCAAUGCCAAAUAUGCACCCUCCAGGAAAUCCAAUGUGGUCUGAGCCCCGUGGUAUGCCACCAAUGCCAUGGAUGGGGGAAUAUGGAGACCAGCCCACCAGAUUUGGGGUAGGUGGUUUUGAUGAUGUUAACACUGCACAUGGUGGGGAAGUUGAAAAGGAGUUUUCAAUGAAAAUUUUGUGCUCAGCUGCAAAAAUUGGUGGGGUUAUUGGCAAGGGAGGCUUCAAUGUUAAAAGAUUACAGCAAGAGACAGGAGCUAGCAUUCAUGUUGAGGAUGCAUUAGCAGAGUCAGAAGAACGUGUGAUCCGCGUCUCUUCUUUCGAGGCUCUGUGGAACAGAAGAUCGCAAACUAUUGAGGCCAUUCUUCAGCUUCAGGAUAAAGCAAGUGAAUACUCUGAAAAAGGAGUUAUCACUACUAGACUUCUUAUUCCAUCAAGCAAGAUUGGCUGCAUUCUUGGACAAGGAGGUCAGGUAAUCAAUGAGAUGAGGAGGAGAACUCAGGCAGGCAUACGCGUCUACUCCAAGGAAGAUAAGCCCAACUGUGCAGCACAAGAUGAAGAGCUUGUGCAGAUAUCUGGAAGCUUGGGCGUUGCUAAAGAUGCUCUGGCAGAGAUCGCAUCACGGCUUAGAACGAGAUGCCUGCGAAAUGCAAAUGCUGGUGUCGAACCUGCUCCUGUUGGGCCAGUCAAGGGAUUUGGUACAGCAGGAAACUUACAUGGUGGAGGGCCACAUCCACCAGUUCAGCGAUCUGGCUCCAUAAGAGCGGCCAGCUCUAGUGGAUAUGAGCUUGUGAAGGGUGGUGGACAUGGACAUGAUCCUCCUAGGAGUUAUCCAGUUCCUCAAAGUGCUACUAGAUACGCGAUUGUCAACAGCUCUAUGGAGGUGAAGACUCCGAAUGCUGUGCGUUCUGUUGUUGGACCAGGAGGGGGCAGCUAUAGUGAGAUUUCUGGAACAAGGGUGAAGCUCCAUGACGCUCAGUCUGGUGGUUCUGAAUGUGUUGUUGAGAUCCGUGGGUCUUCUGAUCGUUUGAAUGCUGCCCAGAGUGUCCUUCAGGCCUUCAAUGUUUCAACCGGACAAAACUUUGAACCUCCGCAAGGCUCCUAUCAAUAUGGCAGUGGGCAUCAAAGUGCAUAUUCAACUAUCAAUACUCCACAAGACCGCUACCAGAACAUCAAUACUCAGCGGGCUCCUUACCAGAACCUCAACACCCAGCAAGCUCCUUACCUUGACAUCAAUACCCAGCAAGCUUCCUACCAAAACAUGCAAUUACCUUACCAAAACAUCAAUAGCCAGCAAGCUCCUUACCAAAACAUCAAUGCUCGGCAAGCAACCUAUGAGAACACAAGUGUGCAAGGUACUUAUCAUUAUUGACAUUAGAUCUGGGCAUUCUUGUACCAUAAUGUGCCUGUUAUGAUAAUUUUCGCAGUCUUAUCGGCAUGUUGUUGAACAGAUGCUUAGAGGUAAUUUAAGGUUUUGCAUACUUGUGAGUACUUCUUCUUAUGGGCUGAAUUAAAACAUUUUCCAUGCUUGCCUAGGAGAAAUACAAAUUUCAUGUAUUUUCACAGUGCAGGAACUUAGAAGAUCUGCUUUCCUAUAUAGAUAAAUCAAGUCGUUGGUUUUGGUUGUUGCAUUUA